AAACAGCCACACCAAUGUAGUGAAAAUCUAAAAGAAACAAAAAUCUAAUAAGUUUAGCGAGAGAGUGGGGUGCAUUUAAAGAAAACCUAAUCAAAAUAUCGAGGUCAUUUGUACGGCAGGAAGCAUCACAACAACCAAAAGAAAAAUUGCCAAUUGAAUUGUGUGUGUAACCCGCAAGGACUUGAAAAGCAACGGCCUGUCCACGAGAAGAAGAAGCGCAGGGUCGGCGUGGUGCGUAGUUGGUGUGCGUGUUUGUGUGAGUGAGUGAGUGCGAGCGAAAUUGCGUAUUAAGAAACGAAACAACAACAACUACGGCUCGAAAAAGAAAGCCUCGAAAAAAAUCCAAAUACAUAUAUUGAAAACUGCAGACGCAGGCACACGAGAAAUUUCCAAAACCCAAAAGCUCCACCGAUUGCUUCGCGAUUGCCUUACAACAGCAACUACAACAAAAACAGCUUAUUUCAUGGGUCUGACAGAUCAAGAUUGGAUCGGCUGUGCGGUGUCCAUUACGUGCGACGAAGUCUUGGGCGUCUUCCAGGGUCUGAUCAAGCAAAUAUCCGCGGAGGAAAUAACCAUCGUGCGCGCCUUCCGCAAUGGCGUCCCGUUGCGCAAGCAGAACGCCGAGGUGGUGCUCAAGUGCACGGACAUACGGAGCAUCAACCUCAUCGAGCCGGUCAAUCAGGAUGUGGAAACGCACUCGACGCCCACGGUGAUGAACAAGCCCACGCCCGUCAAGUUGCCGCACUUUUCCAAUAUUCUCGGCAAGCAGCAGCAGUUGCAGCAGCAGCAACAACAACUUCAGUUGCAGCAGCAGCAGCAAGAACAGGAUCUGCCACUGUCAUCCAGGGGCAAGGCGAAUGGCUAUGGACGAGGAGAAGGCGGUGGAAAUGGUGCUGGCAAUGCAGCUACUUCGACGCUUAGCGAUAAAAUGCACCAACUAAAGCUCAUGGAGGCGAAUGGACUCAAUGGUACAAGGAGAACGCCGCAGAACUCGCGUGCGCCCAGCGCUCAGCAGCAGCAGCAGCAGCAGCAAAUGUCGACGACUCCGAAUAGUGUGGCGGCAUUCUUUGGCAACAUGAUACCGCCCAAGGUGGAGGUGAAGCUCGGGGCCGCUGUUGCAGCCGUCUACAUUGGGAACAAUCGGGAGAGCUACUGCAGCAGCAGUGCGGACGGUAGCAGUGGCAGUGGCGAGGCAGCAGCGGCGGCAGCCAGCAGCAGGCCCAUCGAUAUCAUCAGCAACGGCGAUGGAUACUACAAACAGCCGCAGGCAGCUUCCAGCUACGGCAAUGGCAACGGCAGAAGAAAUGGAAAUGGCAAUGGCAACGGAAACGGCUCUUACACCAAUAGCAAUGGAAAUGGCAACGGGAAUGGAAAUGGAAACGGCAAUGGCAAUGGCAAGAAUAAACGAAAUAGAGUGCGACGUGAGAGCAGCAUGCGGCAGACAUUUGGCAGCGAAGCGGAUGAUCCACUGCUGCAGGAAGAGUUCGAUUUUGAGGGUAAUCUGGCGCUGUUCGAUAAGCAGGCCAUUUGGGAGAACAUCGAGUCGACGCGGCCCGAUGCGGCGCGUCAACCCGUGAAGCAUCAUCAUCAUCAUCAGCCGGAGCAAAAGUAUCGGCACGACGAGAACAUUCUGGCCAGCAAGCCACUUCAGCUGCGACAGAUCGAGAGCAUUUUUGAUGGCAGCAAGGACUUUGUGACUGACGACGGGCUGAUCAUACCAACCAUACCGGCCUUUGUGCGCAGCAAGAUUGAGCUGUGUGCCGAGAAGUCGGGAUUGUCGUUGCAGCGUCAGAUUGAUAUAUUGGCGCGCGGUGCCAGCGACCUGGCCAUCACACUGCUGGGCGGUGCUAGACGCCUGACGCCGGCCAAUAAUCAUCAGUGGCCCAAGAUAGCCAUCAUCUGUGAUGGCGUCAAGAAUAUGAGAACAAUUAACAUUGGAGCCGCAACGGGUCGACAGCUGGCCUCUCAUGGCCUGACCGUGUUGCUGUAUGUGGAGCAGGCGCAGCUGGUGGGCCAAAGCGUGGAGAUUGCCUUAUUUAAGGCCACUGACAAUGUCAUAGUCCAUGCCGUGGAUGCUUUGCCCACGCCAGAUCUUGUGAUAUUAUCGACUAACACCGCUACUCUAUCGGAUGCAAUCAAGAAUUGGCUCAGGUUGAAUCGCGCCUCAGUGCUUGCCAUAGAUCCGCCACCGUGUGGUAUUAAUGAUGUGGCUAUCAAAUACUCUAUACUACCUAUACUACCAUUGAAUGGCAUAUCAACAGCAGCAGCAGCAGCAGCUACAGCUUCAUCUUCAUCGUCGGCUGCAGCUACACCAACGCCCCUACCGAGCACAUCUUCGGCUGCAGCAGCAGCAGCAGCUGUGGCAGCAGCAGUGGCAGCUUCUGCCAAACCAGCAACCCCUUCAUCAACGAACAAUUGUGGCAAAUUGUAUUUAUGUAACUUAGGUAUACCGGAUAAAUUCUAUCGUGAUUGUGGCAUUAAGUACAAAAGUCCGUAUGGACAUAAAUAUGUGAUACCGAUUCACUCAAAGGACUGAAACAACAAACAAACAACAACAUAACCGACAGCAACAUCAACAACAACAGCAAUCAAAUCAAUCAAUCAACAAGAACACUACACAACACACUCAUCCAUACACACACACAAACACACACGCACACACACUUUUGUGAUGAGAUGUUCCAUCAGUCCAUCAGUUUCCUGUGAAUCUAGCUCUUAGUAGUCCUCUCUCUCUCUCUCUCUCUCUUUAUCUAUCUGUCUAUCUGUUUAUCUCUCAUAUCUAACUCGAUUUCAACAUUUUGUUCAACGACGCGUAUACAUUUAGAUACUUAAGAUAAGUUUACACACACACAACCACUCCCCCACCCCCUUUCUAUCUUAUAUAUUUUAGUAAUUAUUCUACUCUUUGCCUUACAACACUUUAAUCCAUCAAAAAAGCUGCCAAUCUUAGCACUUUUAUCAACAUAAUUUAGUCUAUUUCUUUUAACUUUAAUUUUUUGUAAAUCUUUAAUUCGAUUAUUUCACCUUUUGUUCUGAAUAGCUAGUCCAGCAUUUAAACAAGUUUCAAAAGCUUUGGGAACUCAUUUACCUAGGCAACUAUUUUAAUUCUCCUUUAAUUUUAUUUGCAUACCCCACUCCCCCCACAUCAUACAGCCUUUAAAAGUGGUCUUCAAACGUAAUAUUCAGCAUAACAAAUCGUUUGUAAAUAAUCAAUUCUAUGGGAAAGAUCAUAUGUUAAUUAUUGUGAAGAGUGGAGCAGCGUGCGCAAUAAAUGCCAAAUUCAAUGUCUAAUUUUAAGCACUAAAAUCAACAACUAAUUGUACUAUACAAAAGCAGAAUACAAAUUCAAGUAUAAAAUCAAAUCAGUAGCUAAGUUAGUUCGUAAGAGAUUCCCGUAAGAGUUGAAAAGAAAAAUGUUAAAACCAGAAACCACAAACCACAGACCACAGACCAUACCCUACUAUACCAUACACAGAGACAGAGGAUACACUUUCUAUAUAUUGUCGUAGUAGAUCUAUUAUAUAAGCGAUAAUGCGUCGUCCUGGAGAGAGAGCAUAAUUUUGUACCCAUCGAAUACUGGAGAGAGUAAAACCAACACAAAUUAAACAGAAGAAAAACCGAACAGCAAUAUUUAAAUGUAAAUUCUAAAGUGUAGAUCGAUGAUCGAUUUUAUAUCAAGUUAAAUCCAAUCAAAUAGUUCAAAAUUUUUAACCAACAACAAAAUACAAUUAAACUUAAACAUUUAAACGAAAUGAAUUGUUGUAAAAAUAGUAAUUAAAUUAAAUUAGUUUCUAAAGUCCAUUCAUGUUGAUGAUCAUCAAGAGCAAAUUCAAUUUCCUAGAUUUCCAUGCAUUAUAGUAAUAGUGUGUAACUGAGAGUUAUAGCCGGACGCCCCACACAACCCCCAAGCCCCCCCGUCCGCAACGACUGUUUUGAGUUAGGAGUUAGGAGAGUCAAGACACGAGACACAAGAUCUUGAACCAAGGAUGUACAAAGUGGAGAAGCGUUGGGAGCAUUUGAGAAGGUUUUCCAAUCCACAAGACAACAUCAACAACAGUACAGAGAACAACCCAGAAACCACCCAAAAAUGUCUACAAACAAUCCAGACACUUUUUUGGCGGUUACUCGAAAACGCUUUAAAAUUGUAAAAGAAAUAUUUAUCUAUCUUUCGGGCCAAUUGAAAUUGUUAAACAUACAAGAAUGAAGACCUAAUUUUAAAUACGUAUCGUAUAUAUAUCUAUA
Messenger RNA from Drosophila subobscura, 4242 nucleotides. RefSeq names its product enhancer of mRNA-decapping protein 3 (gene Edc3). Lineage: Eukaryota; Metazoa; Arthropoda; Insecta; Diptera; Drosophilidae. Gene Ontology annotation, cellular component: P-body. The transcript is spliced from 5 exons. The coding region runs from base 464 to 2536 and encodes 690 amino acids. The record is from RefSeq and is a predicted model, not a curated record. Gene Ontology annotation, molecular function: mRNA binding. Gene Ontology annotation, biological process: P-body assembly; deadenylation-independent decapping of nuclear-transcribed mRNA.